Leptosomus discolor (cuckoo roller) is the source of this 2136-nucleotide messenger RNA. RefSeq names its product zinc finger CCHC-type containing 8 (gene ZCCHC8). Gene Ontology annotation, cellular component: catalytic step 2 spliceosome. Gene Ontology annotation, molecular function: RNA binding; zinc ion binding. The record is from RefSeq and is a predicted model, not a curated record. Gene Ontology annotation, biological process: RNA processing. Lineage: Eukaryota; Metazoa; Chordata; Aves; Leptosomiformes; Leptosomidae.
AUGGCGGCCGAGGUGGAUUUCGGAGACCGCGAGCUCUUCGAGCAGCUGGAGGAAGAGGACGGGCCGCCGCCCCCGCCUCGCCUCAGCUUGGAGGAGGAGGAGGAGGAGAGACCCGAGAAAGCGCUGGAGGAGCUGUACGCUCGGCUGCGGGACCGCGAGGAGACGGUGCGGCGGCUCCGGGAGGAGAAUCAGGAACUUAAAAGGAAGCUGAAUAUUCUGACUCGUCCUAGUGGAAUUUCAGUGGACAGCUCCAAAUUUGAUGGACCUCUUCUACAGAUCUUAUUUAUGAACAAUGUGAUUUCUAAGCAGUAUCACCAAGAAAUUGAAGAUUUUGUUUUUAAUUUAGUUAAGAAAUACGAAGAGCAGAAGAGAGGUGAACAAGAAAAAACGCACUUCAAUGUUAAGCCACAGCCCUCCAGUGUUCUUUUGGAAGAGGACUGUAAAACAGCAAGUUCGACUUCUGUUAAAAAAAUGAAAGAAGCUUUUAGUGUUGUAGGAAGUGUUCUGUAUUUUACCAAUUUUUGUCUCGAUAAACUGGGACAGCCUAUAUUAAAUGAGAAUCCACAGCUGACAGAAGGAUGGGAAAUACCUAAAUAUCAGCAAGUUUUCAGCCAGAUUCUCUCCCUAGAUGGACAAGAAAUACAAGUAAAACCAAAAAGGCCAAAACCGCAUUGUUUCAAUUGUGGCUCUGAAGACCAUCAAAUGAAAGACUGUCCAAAGCCACGAAAUGCUGCUCGUAUAAGUGAGAAGAGAAAGGAAUUCAUGGAAGCUUGUGGUGAAGCGAGCAAUCAGAAUUUUCAGCAGCGUUAUCAUGCAGAAGAAGUAGAAGAGAGGUUUGGAAAAUUUAAACCAGGAGUAAUUAGUGGGGAACUUCAAGAUGCACUUGGUGUCACAGAUAAGAGUCUUCCUCCAUUUAUAUAUCGCAUGCGUCAGCUGGGUUAUCCCCCAGGUUGGCUCAAGGAGGCUGAAAUGGAGCACUCGGGGCUUGCACUUUAUGAUGGAAAAGAUGAUGGUGGAACAGAAGAUGAAGGAUCUUGCCGACAAAGACGCAUCACUUACGAUGUCUCUAAGUUGAUAAACUAUCCAGGCUUUAAUAUAUCCACUCCAAGUGGGAUCCCAGAUGAAUGGCAGAUAUUUGGUUCCAUCCCCAUGCAGCCAUCUCAACAGAAGGAUGUUUUUGCUAACUACCUUUCUAAUUUUCAUGUGCCAAGUCCAAAAUCUAGCAAUAAAAGGGCUGCAUCUCAGUCAAGGUCUCAUCAUUCAAAACGACCGAAAGAAGACAAUUUGGAGGUACCAGCAGAUGACAUGGACGUAGAUUCUGAUCUGGAAGCAUCACAAAGAUCUCAGACUCCUAACAGUUUUCAGUUCCAACCUCCGCUGCCUCCUGGACGUCCAUCGAUGUCAACUCCUCCUCCCCUACCACGAGGAACACCUCCACUAAAUCCUACACUGCCUCAACCUCUGACAUCCACCCGCCCUCCUCUUCCUAGGACUGCUCCACCAGUGAAUCCUUCCAGUGAUAUUCCUCAGCCAAAAAUAGUGGACUCGGUCAUGGAUGAGGAUACCCUGACCUUGGAAGAGCUAGAGGAACAGCAGCGAUUAAUCUGGGCAGCACUAGAGCAGGCAGAAAGCACAAACAGUGACUCUGAUAUUCCUGUUGAUACACCUUUAACUGGAAAUUCUGUUACCUCAUCACCAUCUCGGAACGAAGUAGAUCUUAUUGCAGAUGUAAGGUCAUCUGACAAGGUGAUUACAGUGGAAACUAGGUUUUCCGACAUGGGUGAACAGGCAUCAGAAAAUGAACCUUCUAUAACUAGUCCUAAUCCAGGAGAUGGUUUACUUCACUUAAAGGAAAAUCCUGAUAAUACAGAUUCUGAAGGCUUGUUGGAUAACACCAUGCCUGCUCCUGACCGUAACCCUAACGAUGGGGAAAAUACAGGUGGUAUUAAAGUGGUCACAAGCAUUGAAUCAUCUGCAAAGAACUCCAGUCUCGUUCCCGAUAUGAGCAAGUUUGCUGCAGGCAUAACACCAUUUGAAUUUGAAAAUAUGGCAGAAUCAACAGGUGUUUAUCUACGAAUAAGAAGCGUGUUAAAAAAUUCCCCAAGAAACCAGCAAAAGAAAAAGACUUCGUCUUAA